Caenorhabditis angaria is the source of this 5906-nucleotide messenger RNA. The record is from the annotation of a GenBank genome assembly. Lineage: Eukaryota; Metazoa; Nematoda; Chromadorea; Rhabditida; Rhabditidae.
AUGCCGUAUGUUGGUGUUGGAGCGCAGAAAGGUUUGUUCUUCGUUUUUUUUCCGUUGACCUGUGACAGCUGUGUUCUCACCUUUAUAUAUCAUUAUUAUUUUUCAUUUUUCAUUCCAGCUUCAACUAGCUUGACUGGCCCUCCGAUGGUUAAAGCUUAUAUAUCUAUAACAGUUUCACUGUUAUUUGUUUUAUUGGUGGCGGCUGUUGGGUUACACCAUUCUGAACGACGUUUCAAUCAUUUCAAGAGAGUUACGAUUGAAGGUAAGUAAUUUGUAGGCUCUCUAUGUUCUCUAGCUUCUCUAGACUCUAACCUCAUAUGAUUUUGAAAUUUUUUAAAAAGUAUAUUUUUAUUUUCAACUUUUUCCAUUAUUUUUAUCUAAUGUAAAAUAAACCUAUUUAUUAUCAACCAAACAACCAAGUCGAAAAAAAAAUCAGUUGACAUGUUUUAUCUUCCAAAUAUCCUCAUUAAUUUUAACAACUGACCCUUUCGGUGGAUAAAUGAAAAAUGAGCAUCGAGCAAACUUUGGCUACUUUUUCGAAAACAAGGGUUUUGGAAAAAGUAGAAGGGUGUUCAUGAACAUGAAACUAUGAGAUUCUGAAAAAAUUUUAGUACAUUUCUCAAAGAUUUUUUUCUGGAAGCUUUUCAAACAUUAGUUUAAAAAUUUCAAAGUUCAAAAAACCAUUCAGAUGUACUGUAAUUUGGAGCUGUGUUUUUUUUCAGUCUUUUUGUUUAUUCCCCAAAAUUUCACGAAAAAUCCAAAAACGCAUUUCAUUACUUGUCUGCGCUCUCUUCAGUGAACACAAACUCUCGCAGUCUCUUCAAGAAACAAACGUUUUCACAAAAAAAUUUAAAAAAAAGUUGGUCGGCAUGUGGGAUUGAACCUUGGCCCCGCCCACUCCGCAUGAAAAAGUUAGAGGCAGGUGAGACCUGUUAGUUGUCGUCGCACGCAUAAGAAUAAGAGGGGAGACGGUUUUUUACAAGUGAUGUUAUGCAACUGAAUCUAUCAAAAAAAAAAAAAAAAAGAAAACCAAGUAUGCACGAUUGAUUGUUGUAAUACAAUAAUUUUUUUGUUACUGUAAAAGUGGCAAAAAAUUAUUGUAUUACAGUAGCCUUUCUUGCAUUCACGAAAAAGGAGGGAAAUCUAACAAAAAUUUUUUGAGGUUUGAAAAAGUUAGAGUAACUUGCUCUUAAAGUUUGAGCAAAACUAAGUUGAGCUCAUUUGAAAAAGAAUUAGAACAAUCCAAUCAAUUUAUUUUUUCUAAAACCCCUCAAAUUUUCAGAUGUGCAUCUCGAAGAUUCCAAAACCCUAACAAAAAACAUCAAUUCUGAAAACAUCAAGGAAUAUCUUCGAACUUUCACAAAAGAUCCUCAUAUUGCUGGAACUGAUGCGAAUAAAAAAGUAGCCUAUGCAAUCGCAAACGCUUGGUCAAAUGCUGGAUUGGAAGAUGUUCAUACAAUUCCAUAUGAAGUUCUACUUUCAUAUCCAGAUUUUGAGAAUCCAAAUUCAGUCGUAAUUCGAAGCAGAGAUGGGAGAGAGGUUUUCAAAAGCAAGGGUGUUUCUCCAGUUAUUCUUCCAGAUGAACAAUCAGGAAAACGUGAGUACAUACUUUUGAUUUUCAGAGAGAGAUAUAUUGAUUUUUUUUUUUCAGACGCUGGUCACCAAUGGUUAGCCUAUGCUGGAAAUGGAAGUGUUUCAUCUGAUGUUGUCUAUGUUAAUCGAGGAACUGAAACUGAUUUCAAAAAUUUGAAAUUGAUGGGAGUUGAUAUAAAUGGCAAGAUUGCUUUGAUGAGAUAUGGCCAUGGUUUCCGUGGUGAUAAGAUUCAUAAAGCUCAAUUGCAUGGAGCAGUUGGCGCGAUUUUAUUUUCUGAUCCUUCAGAUGUUGCGCAAGAUGGAGAGAAACAAGGUGAGAAUUUUGGGUUAAAGGAGCACGAGUAAAAAAUUAGUUAGAUUUUUUCAAAUUAGAAUCAAAACAUUUUCUAGUCAUCAAAAUUUCCAGCCAACGUUUACCCAAAAACCGUCUGGAUGCCAAACGAAGCUGUUCAACGAGGAUCUUUAAUGCAUGGAGACGGUGAUCCAUUAUCUCCAUAUUAUCCUGCAAAAAAAGAAUUAUAUAAAUCGCGCACAAUCGAUGAAGCCAAGGAAGAUCGAGUUCUUCCAAAAAUUCCAGUUUUACCAAUUUCCUAUACAACUGCUUAUCAAAUUUUGAAACGAAUGAAUGGUAGACCAGUUCCAUCUGAUUGGCAAGGUUUGGUUGGUGGAAAUUUGACCUAUAAACUUGGCCCGGGAUUUGUGAAUAAUGAUCGAUUGACUAUUAAUGUUCAUAGUGAAUUGCAAACAAAGUGAGUUGAACUUGGGAAUUUUUAAAAACGGGGCAGAACUUUUGAUAGAAGAAGUUUUUUUUAACUAAUUCUUGAGAAGCUUCCAGAAAAUUGUUAGGAUUUUACUAUUUCAAAUUAUCUCUGAAUUUCUCCACAUUUAAAAGUACGUUUUUCUCAAGACCUCAAAAAAUUCUCGUUAGAUUUCCCUCUUAUUUCAUGAAUGCAAGAAAGGUUACUGUAAUACAAUAAUUUUUUGCCACUUUUACAGUAACAAAAAAAUUAUUGUAUAACAAUAACCUUUCUUGCAUUCACUUUAUUUUCAUCGUUUUUUUAAUGGAAAAAAUAUCAAUGCAAUGUAUCACUUGUAACAAACUUUCUCCUCUCUUAUUCUUUUGCGUGCGACGACAACUAACAGGUCUCACCUGCCUCUAUCUUUUUCAUGCGGAGUGGGCGGGGCCAAAGUUCGAUCCCACAUGCCAACCAUCUUUUUUCAAAAUUUUUUUUUUGAAAACGUUCGUUUCUUGAAGAGACUGCGAGAGAAAUAGACAGAAAAAAAUCAGCGAGAGUUUGUGCCCACUGAAGAGAGCGAAUACAUAAAAUAUUUUUAUCUGAUUAGGGACGAUUUAGAACUCAACUUAAGUUUAAAAUGUUUGAAAAUUUUUCCCAAAUUUUGGAACGAUGUCCUAGAAUCUAAAAAAAAACCUCUUUAAUUUUCUCCAACUCCCAAAAAACCCAGAAAUUUUUCAAUUUUCAUUUUUGACACCCUGUCAAUCUCACCACCCUGUCUGAAAAAUUGGCUAAUUUCUCAAAAUCUUGCAGACGAAUUCGAAAUGUCAUUGGUUAUAUUCAUGGAGCCGAAGAGCCUGACAAAUAUAUCAUGUUGGGAAACCAUUUUGAUGCAUGGGUUUAUGGUUCAAUUGAUCCGAAUUCUGGAACUGCAGUUUUGGCUGAAGUGGCGAGAGCAAUGAUGCAAACUAUUAAUGAAACUAGUUGGAGACCAGGUGUGCAUUUUUUUUGAUUUUUGAUUGAUCCCAAAUAGAAUGGUGACAAUUUCACUUCAAAAUUUGACAAAUUUGCUAAUUAGAGAUCAUGUUUUAAUUAGUACAAGGAUGUUUUUUUUUUUGACCAGGAGACAAAUUUUUGAUAAGAAAAAUUCUAGUGAAUAUGUUUCUUGUUGCUUUUUAUCUGUUCUCUUCAAGAAACGAACGUCUUCACAAGAAAAAAUUAAAAAAAAUUGGUCAGCAUGCGGUAUCGAACCUAGGCCCCGCCCACUCUGCAUGAAAAAGAUAGAGGCAUGCGAGACCUGUUAGUUGUCGUCGCACGCAAAAGAAUAAGAGGGGAGAAAGUUUGUUGCAAGUGAUAAUUAUGUUAUGAGUAAUAGUUCAAAAAAAAACGAAAACAACGUGCAUGCACGAUUGGUUUUGUAUUACAAUUAAUUUUUCGGCUACUAUUUUAGUAGCAGAAAAAUUGUUGUAAUACAGUAACCUUUCUUGCAUUCAUGAAAAAGAGGGGAAUCUAACAUGAAUUUUUUAAGGUUUGAAAAAAUUAAGGAAUUGUUUUCUGCAAAAUAUUCUCAAAAAAUACAAAAAUUAUAAUACUUUAUUCCAAACAUCGGAUAAUUAUCAAAAUAAUUUUUAAGUCCAAAAACUUGUCUCGAGCUGAUUGUGAGAGAUUUUUUUAUAUUUUGAAAAAAUCACGAGACCUGUUUUUUGAAAGCCAUAAGAACCCCUUUUUUCCUGAACCCCUCCAUUUUUCCAGCCAGAACAAUUGUCUUCAACGCUUGGGACGCUGAAGAAUUCGGUCUAAUCGGUUCAACAGAAUUCGUCGAAGAAUACGUUGAUAUUCUUCAAAAACGAGCAGUCGUCUAUAUAAACAUGGAUACAAUUCAAGGAAACGCCAGUCUGUUAGUAAAAUUGAAAUUUCCCUUUUUUUCUUCGCUCGAGUACUCCUCACAUGAAAUCAAAUCAAAUUCAAUUUUCUUCUUUUCAUCUCAUCUUUUUUCUUCUAGAAACGUGGAGACAGUUCCCUCAAUAGAAUAUAUGGUCAUUGAAGCGUCAAAACAAGUCGAAAGUCCAUCAAAACGAGAAAAAGCGCGUGGAAGGAAUACAUUAUAUGAUACUUGGAUGAAAGUAUUUCCAGACAAGAAAACUGGAAAGCCAAAGAUUCGUGUGCCAGGUGGUGGAACUGAUCAUGCACCAUUUUUGAAUUUUGCAGGAGUUCCUGUGAUUAACUUUAAUUUUAAGAACUACAGUACUUUUGACACUUAUCCUUUAUAUCAUACUAUGUAUGAGACACCUUUUACAAAUAUUCAUUUGAUGGAUACGGAUAAUUUGGCGGUGCAUAGAGCUAUUGGACAAUAUUGGGCAGAAUUGGCAAGGUAUUUUUUUUGGAGAAGAUGAUUCUCUAGCCUCUCUAGCCUCUCUAGCCUCUCUAGAAUCAUUAAAUGUUUGCAGAACCUUUGCUGAUGAAGUGAUUCUCCCAAUGAAUGUCACAAAUCUCGCUCAAAUCAUGAUGUCAUCAUACUUACCCCAACUUCAAGCACAACUCGGAGGCUUGAAUAUCUCUAGAACUGAUGCUGAAGCGAUCCGAAAUCAAUUUGUUAAUUUGAAAAAAACUACGACUGUAAGUUCAAGUUUGGAAAAGUUUUUUCAUGAUUUUUUUCAAGGACCUUUUUCAUAUGUCGAAAAAGUUUGAAGAGACAAUCCACUUCACACGCCACAGUUUUUCUCAAAAUCCAUAUGAUCCGAAACAUAUCAAUGGGGUUAAUGACAGAUUAAUGAGGUUGGUUUUUUGGGUGAAGGAAUUUUAAAAUUUUGAAAAUCUGAUGUUUCAUUAUACAAAUUUUGAUCAAAAAUAUUCCGAAUUUGGCGCAAAAAUCAAUAAUCCUAUUGUUUUGAAAUAUGAAUUUGAAUCUUAACUUCUCAAUUUCACAAAUUUAAAAAAUUUUGAAUUUCUGCUUUCAAAUUUGGGUUCAUAAAAUUCUUAAAACUCUGAAAUUUUCAAAUUCAAAUUUGGCCCCAAAACUUUCGAUUGAAAAUUAUAAAAAUUUGGAGUCAAAAAAUUUUCAGGAUCUUUUUUUUUUUGGAAUUUUUCAAAUUUCAAUUUUUUUUUCCAAAAAAUCCCAAAAAAAACCCUCGCUCCUUUCAAGUUUUGCCGACUGUAGUUUGCUUUCCCCCAACGUCAUUCCGCAAUCACUCAAGCCUAAAAUUAAAUCAAAAAAUUUGCAGCAUCGAAAAAUGUUUUAUCAAUCCGCGAGGUGUUUCCAAACACAAUCCAUCUGCACGUCAUGUAUUAUUCUCAGUCAGCGAUUCAGAUUCGUAUUCGAAUUCAUUAAUGGCAGGAAUUGGAAAUGCGGUGAGUCGCCAGGAUACCGCAUUUUACACAACUAAUUAUUCAUAUUAUUAUUAUUUUUGAAACUAGAGAGAGGCUAGAGAGCCUAGAGAGCCCAGAGAAAAAUGAUAUUUUCAGAUCAACGACUAUAACGAAUCUCCAACCAAUAAAUUAUUGCGUGAAAUCAUUAAUCAAAUUUCAAUUGUUCAAUAUUCGGUGCUCUGUGUUGUUAAUACACUCCGUGAUGUGAUUUGA